This is a messenger RNA of Psammomys obesus (fat sand rat), 5599 nucleotides long. It is a transcript of the gene Myom1, whose product is annotated as myomesin 1. Lineage: Eukaryota; Metazoa; Chordata; Mammalia; Rodentia; Muridae. The coding region runs from base 98 to 5155 and encodes 1685 amino acids. Gene Ontology annotation, molecular function: protein binding. The transcript is spliced from 38 exons. The record is from RefSeq and is a predicted model, not a curated record.
UCAUUCUCUCCUCCUGCUCCUCGGUGGCAGCAGUGGAACGUCCCCCUGGCAUCCCUGCCCCAGAAACUGGUCGCCUCCCUCCACUCUAGGGCACACGAUGUCUCUGCCUUUUUAUCAGAAGUCCCACCAGCACUAUGACCUCAGUUACCGGAACAAGGACCUUCGCAGCACCAUGAGCCACUACCAACAGCAGAAGAAGCGCUCUGCCAUCUACACCCACGGCUCCACCGCCUACAGCAGCCGGUCCUCUGCAGCACACCGCCAGGAGUCCCAGGCCCUUACUCAAGAGUCUGCCGCCUCCUACCAGCGGCAGGCCACGCAGGCCUACAGUCUUGGAGCGGCCCAGUAUUCUCAAGGGUCUGAAGUCAGCCGGAAGACAGCCUCAGCCUAUGAUUAUGGCUAUUCCCAUGGACUUGCAGAUUCCAGUCUGCUACUAGAGGAUUAUUCGUCCAAGUUGAGCCCUCAAACAAAGAGAGCCAAGCGGAGCCUUCUGGAGGAGAUGGGAAGCCUGCCGGGCGACUACAUGGUGCCUAUUUACUCUGGACGCCAAGUGCACAUCGGGGGAAUUAGAGACACAGAAGAAGAGAGAAUUAAAGAAGCUGCGGCUUACAUAGCUCAGAGGACUCUCCUUGCGAGUGAGGAAGCAAUCGCAGCCUCCAAGCUGUCCACCGCCUCCACUCAGUCCGCAGCCUCCGUGAUGUCCACAGCCUCCACUCAGUCCGCAGCCUCCAAGCUGUCUACAGCCUCCAAGCACUCCACGGUAUCCAAACAGGCCACAUCCACCCUUCAACGAGAGGAAACGUUUGAAAAGAAGUCGAGGAACGUUGCAAUUCGAGAAAAAGCAGAAGCUCUGUCCCUGAGGAAAACAUUAGAAGAGACCCAAGCAUAUCAUGGAAAGCUAAAUGAAGACCAUCUCCUCCAUGCUCCCGAGUUCAUCAUUAAACCUCGUUCUCACACAGUCUGGGAGAAAGAGAACGUGAAACUACACUGCUCCGUAGCAGGCUGGCCAGAACCUCGCCUCACAUGGUAUAAAAACCAGGUGCCUAUAAAUGUCCAUGCGAACCCAGGAAAGUACAUCAUUGAAAGUCGAUAUGGAAUGCACACUCUCGAGAUUAACAAGUGUGACUUUGAAGACACGGCUCAGUACCGGGCCUCCGCGAUGAAUGUUCAAGGAGAGGUCUCCGCCUACGCCUCGGUCGUCGUGAAGAGAUAUAAGGGGGACUUGGACGAGACUCACUUCCGUGCUGGGGCUUCCAUGCCCCUCAGCUUUGCUGUGACCCCUUACGGUUAUGCGUCCAAGUUUGAGAUCCACUUUGAUGACAAAUUUGAUGUGUCCUUUGGGAGAGAAGGGGAGACCAUGAGUCUGGGCUGUCGCGUAGUCAUCACUCCUGAAAUUAAACACUUCCAGCCAGAGGUCCAGUGGUACAGAAACGGAGCACCUGUUUCUCCAUCCAAAUGGGUGCAGCCACACUGGAGUGGAGAGCGGGCAACGCUCACUUUCUCACACCUCAACAAGGAGGACGAGGGCCUCUACACGAUCCGCGUGCGCAUGGGAGAGUAUUACGAACAGUACAGCGCUUAUGUCUUUGUUCGAGAUGCUGAUGCGGAGAUUGAAGGAGCCCCCGCCGCACCCUUGGAUGUGGUGUCUUUGGAUGCUAACAAGGAUUACAUCAUCAUCUCUUGGAAGCAGCCGGCUGUGGAUGGAGGGAGCCCUAUCCUGGGAUACUUUAUUGAUAAGUGUGAGGUGGGCACGGACAGCUGGACGCAGUGCAACGACACGCCCGUGAAGUUUGCUCGGUUUCCCGUCACUGGGUUGAUAGAGGGCCGUUCCUAUGUAUUCCGAGUCCGAGCUGUGAACAAGACUGGAGUAGGCCUGCCGUCUCGAGUGUCUGAGCCCGUGGCUGCUCUGGAUCCAGCUGAGAAAGCUAGACUUAAGAGUCGCCCUUCAGCACCCUGGACCGGGCAGAUCAUUGUCACGGAGGAGGAGCCUACAGAGGGCAUCAUUCCUGGCCCCCCCACAGACCUCUCUGUCACUGAGGCCACUCGGAGCUACAUCGUGCUGAGCUGGAAACCCCCUGGCCAGCGAGGCCAUGAAGGCAUUAUGUACUUUGUAGAGAAGUGUGACAUGGGGACGGAAAACUGGCAGCGCGUCAACACGGAGCUCCCCGUGAAGUCUCCCCGCUUUGCUCUGUUCGACCUGGUGGAGGGGAAGUCUUACCGCUUCCGUGUCCGCUGUUCAAAUUCGGCAGGCAUCGGCGAACCCUCGGAGGCCACCGAAGUCACCGCCGUGGGAGACAAACUUGAUAUCCCCAAGGCCCCUGGCAAAAUCAUCCCGAGCAGAAACACGGACACCUCCGUGGUGGUUUCUUGGGAGGAGUCUGAAGAUGCCAAUGAACUGGUUGGGUACUACAUCGAGUCCAGCGUCGUCGGUUCCGGCAAGUGGGAGCCCUGUAACAACAACCCCGUGAAGGGCUCACGAUUUACCUGCCAUGGACUGACGACGGGUGAGAGCUACAUUUUCCGGGUCAGAGCAGUAAACGCAGCCGGACUCAGCGCGUAUUCCCAGGACUCGGAAGCUAUUGAAGUCAAAGCUGCUAUAGGGGGAGGAGUGUCUACACAUGUGUGGCCUCAGCUGAGUGACGUGCCUGCUGGACUAACAGACUCCAGGGGGGGCGUGAAUGAAGCCUCCCCACCAUCCUCUCAGAAAGAUGCUUUGCUCAGUAGCAAACCUAACAAACCUCCACCACCCAGUAGCCCUUCCAACCAGGGCCAGAAAGAAGUGAGUAAAGUAAGUGAAUCAGCUCAGGAGGCGCUCAGCCCAACACCACAGAAGGCAGCUCUCAAGGAGCAAAGUAAAACUGAGGCCCCGAAAAAGAAGAAGGAUCCAGUAGCGGCGCCAUCUCCACCCUACGACAUCACUUGUCUUGAAAGCUUCCGGGACUCGAUGGUUCUUGGAUGGAAGCAGCCGGAUACGGACGGAGGGGCGGAGAUUACGGGCUAUUAUGUGAACUACCGUGAGGUGGCUGGUGGAGUGCCAGGAAAGUGGAGAGAAGCCAACAUCAAGGCCGUCAGCGAUGCAGCAUACAAGAUUAGCAACUUGAAGGAAAACACAGUGUACCAGUUCCAAGUGUCAGCGGUGAACAUCGCAGGGCUGGGGGCACCCUCCGCGGUGAGCCAGGGCUUCAAGUGUGAAGAGUGGACCAUCGCUGUUCCAGGACCCCCACACGGCCUGCGGCUCAGCGAAGUCAGGAAGAACUCCCUGGUUCUCCAGUGGAAGGCUCCGGUCUACUCAGGCCGCACCCCCGUCACUGGCUACUUUGUGGACCUCAAGGAAGCCAGUGCCAAGGAUGACCAGUGGCGAGGACUCAAUGAGGCAGCCAUCGAGAACAAGUACCUGAGGGUGCAAGGCCUCAAAGAGGGUGAGAGCUACGUGUUCCGUGUCCGUGCCAUCAACCAGGCCGGUGUUGGAAAGCCUUCUGACCUUGCUGGUCCUGUUGUGGCAGAAACACGUCCGGGUACCAAAGAAGUCGUCGUAAAUGUGGAUGAUGACGGAGUCAUUUCCUUGAACUUUGAAUGCGAUCAGAUGACUCCCAAGUCAGAAUUUGUCUGGUCCAAAGAUUAUGUGCCUACUGAAGACUCUCCACGAGUAGAAGUUGAAAGCAAAGGCAACAAGACAAAAAUGACCUUCAAAGACCUCGGGGCAGAUGACUUGGGCACCUACUCCUGUGACGUAACAGACACCGAUGGGAUAGCUUCAAGCUACUUGAUAGAUGAGGAAGAAAUGAAACGCCUGCUUGCCCUCAGCCAGGAGCACAAGUUCCCGACUGUCCCAACUAAGUCAGAGUUGGCCGUCGAAAUUUUGGAGAAAGGUCAGGUGCGGUUCUGGAUGCAGGCUGAGAAGCUGUCUGGCAAUGCCAAAGUCAACUACAUCUUUAACGAGAAGGAAAUUUUUGAAGGGGAGAAAUACAAGAUGCAUGUGGACCGGAACACGGGUGUGAUUGAAAUGUUCAUGGAAAAGCUGCAGGAUGAGGAUGAGGGCACGUACACAUUCCAGAUUCAGGACGGAAAGGCGACUGGCCAUUCCACGCUUGUCCUCAUUGGAGACGUUUAUAAGAAGCUACAGAAAGAAGCUGAAUUCCAGCGACAAGAAUGGAUCAGGAAACAAGGCCCGCACUUUGCGGAGUAUCUGAGCUGGGAAGUGACUGGAGAAUGUAACGUGCUGCUCAAGUGCAAGGUGGCAAAUAUUAAAAAGGAGACCCAGAUUGUGUGGUACAAGGAUGAACGGGAGAUAUCGGUGGAUGAGAAGCAUGACUUUAAGGAUGGCAUUUGUACCCUGCUCAUCACGGAGUUUUCCAAGAGAGAUGCUGGAUUUUAUGAAGUUAUCCUGAAAGAUGACCGAGGAAAAGAUAAGAGCAGAUUGAAACUUGUGGAUGAAGCUUUCCAAGAACUGAUGACUGAGGUAUGCCGGAAGAUAGCCUUGUCCGCUACAGACCUGAAAAUCCAGAGCACAGCAGAGGGCAUCCGGCUCUACUCCUUUGUCACUUAUUACCUGGAUGACUUGAAAGUUAACUGGUCCCACAACGGGACUGGAAUUAAGUAUACAGACAGAGUCAAGAGUGGGGUCACUGGGGAGCAGAUUUGGCUGCAGAUCAACGAGCCCACCCCAAACGACAAAGGGAAAUACGUCAUGGAGCUCUUUGACGGCAAGACUGGGCACCAGAAGACAGUGGAUCUUUCUGGACAAGCAUUUGAUGAAGCCUUUGCUGAAUUCCAGAGGUUAAAACAAGCUGCCAUCGCAGAAAAAAAUCGGGCCCGGGUGUUAGGCGGUCUCCCCGAUGUUGUCACCAUUCAGGAGGGCAAGGCGCUGAAUCUCACUUGCAAUGUGUGGGGCGACCCAACCCCCGAGGUGUCCUGGCUGAAGAAUGAGAAGCCUCUGGCCUCCGAUGACCACUGCAGCCUGAGGUUCGAGGCGGGGAAGACGGCCUUCUUCACCAUCUCAGGAGUGAGCACCGCAGACUCCGGCAAGUACGGGCUGGUGGUGAAGAACAAAUAUGGCUCGGAGACCAGCGACUUCACCGUCAGUGUGUUCAUCCCUGAGGAGGAGGCAAGGAAGGGCCCAGCAGAGCCCCCCAAAGGCAACCAGAAGUCCAAGUGAGGGGACAUCGGGGGAGCCAGGGCCAGCUGGACACCCGCCAUGCUGCUCUUGUGGAAAUGGUUUGGGUUACAGAUGAGGAAAUCCUCCUGGUGUCCCCUCCCCAACCCCCUGUUUUGUGCUGGCUUAGGAAGAAGUUAUCACAUCUCUUUUUCACAUAGAAGAGGCACCAAUAGAAGACACUGUAAGGGCUUUUAUCAACAGUUUAUAUAGUGACAAAACUUUAGGAAAUGAGUCCGAGGAAGAAGGCCAGAGGAUGUUGGAGAGGUGUUGAACCAGAGCAGCAGUGGGCUAGAGUUUGAAGCACAUGGAGCUUUACCUGUAAGGUCUUAGGGAUUGUGACUACACUUGGCACUGUUAAGGCCGUGAGUGUCGCUGGUCACGGUGACUGUAGGGAUGGUGCGUUUUCUGUUGGCAGUCUUGCGAUGUGGCCUCCCCCGCUGUGAA